AUGGAGAACUGGCCACCUCGAGUUUCAAGGCAAGAAAGGACCCACAAGGUCUCAAGGGGUGGACCCACCAGGAAGAGCAGGUACGCCGUUGAUCAAGGUGGAGAUCUAAUUGAGUGUUCAAGCAAGCAUUGUCAAUCAUGCACUGCUGGGUUGAUAGCUGACUGCGUGGCCCUUUGUUGCUGCCCUUGUGCCUUGGUCAAUCUUUUUACUCUUGCUUUUGUUAAGGUUCCAUGGAUGAUAGGCAGGAGGUGUCUGGGGAGAGUAAACAGAAAGAAAAUGAAGAUGGAAAUUAAGAGAAAAUGCAAGAAGAACAGCGAAGGGGAAGGUAACAUUGUGGUGCAAAGAGAAAGAGAGCGUAAUUUGGUCAGAAAAGGAAUGAUAGAAGGGGCGAGUUUGGAAAUUGCAACGGGGUUUGGUGAGGAUGAGGGAAUGGCUAGCGUUAGUGCAAGGUUUGAGGCAGAGAGGCUUUGGUUAGAGUUGUACCAGAUUGGUCAUUUGGGUUUUGGUAGGGUUUCUUUCACUGAUAUUCAGUAUAAUGAUAGCUUAGGAAAGUGA
This is a messenger RNA of Dovyalis caffra, 555 nucleotides long. The record is from the annotation of a GenBank genome assembly. Lineage: Eukaryota; Viridiplantae; Streptophyta; Magnoliopsida; Malpighiales; Salicaceae.